AUGAGCGACAGCGGCUAGCAGAACUACGGCGAGCGGGAAUCCCGUUCUGCUUCCAGAAGUGGAAGUGCUCAUGGAUCUGGGAAAUCUGCAAGGCAUACCCCUGUAAGGUCUCGCUCCAAGGAAGAUUCCAGGCGUUCCAGAUCAAAGUCCAGGUCCAGAUCUGAAUCUAGGUCUAGAUCUAGAAGAAGUUCUCAAAGGCAUUAUACAAGGUCACGAUCUCGGUCCCGCUCCCAUAGAAGAUCCCGUAGCAGAUCUUACAGUAGAGAUUAUCGAAGACGGCAUAGCCACAGUCAUUCUCCCAUGUCUACUCACAGGUGUCAUGUUGGGAAUCGGGCAAAUCCUGAUCCCAACUGUUGUCUUGGAGUAUUUGGAUUGAGCUUAUACACUACAGAAAGAGAUCUAAGAGAAGUGUUCUCUAAAUAUGGCCCAAUUGCUGAUGUGUCUAUUGUAUAUGACCAGCAGUCUAGACGUUCAAGAGGAUUUGCCUUUGUAUAUUUUGAAAAUGUAGAUGAUGCCAAGGAAGCGAAAGAGCGUGCCAAUGGAAUGGAGCUUGAUGGACGUAGGAUCAGAGUUGAUUUCUCUAUAACAAAGAGACCACAUACCCCAACACCAGGAAUUUACAUGGGGAGACCUACCUAUGGCAGCUCAUGCCAUCGAGAUUACUACGACAGGGGAUAUGAUCGAGGCUACGAUGAUCGGGACUAUUACAGCAGGUCAUACAGAGGAGGAGGUGGAAGAGGAGGAGGAUGGAGAGCUGCUCAAGACAGGGAUCAGAUAUACAGAAGAUGGUCACCUUCUCCCUACUAUAGUCGUGGAGGAUACAGAUCACGUUCCAGAUCUCGAUCAUACUCACCUCGUCGCUAUUAAAGCAUGAAGUUGAAGACUUUCUGACACCUGCCCUAGAGUUGGGAUAUUGUUUGUGGACAAUAUUUUUUAUUGUCUCCUGUUUAAAAAGUGAACAGUGCCUAGUGAAGUUAGGAGACUUUUACACCUUUUAUG
Molecule: messenger RNA, 999 nt
Organism: Balaenoptera acutorostrata (minke whale)
Lineage: Eukaryota; Metazoa; Chordata; Mammalia; Artiodactyla; Balaenopteridae
Product: transformer-2 protein homolog beta-like
Exons: 2
Biological process (GO): positive regulation of mRNA splicing, via spliceosome
Cellular component (GO): spliceosomal complex
Molecular function (GO): RNA binding
Source: RefSeq, a predicted model, not a curated record